Messenger RNA from Angiostrongylus costaricensis, 357 nucleotides. Lineage: Eukaryota; Metazoa; Nematoda; Chromadorea; Rhabditida; Metastrongylidae. The record is from the annotation of a GenBank genome assembly.
AUGAAUUAUUUACGAUUGGUAUCAGUUAAGGUGAUCACUCAUAUCAACGAAACACUGAAUAUGAUCACUCUAGUUUUCCAGUCUUCAGCAACUCCUGUUAAAAGAGAAAUAUCAAGGAGGAUACACGGUGCUACGCAAACUGGUCGUCAUUUCGAGGGUCCUGUGCAAACAUUUAUAUCACAAACCACUGACCUUUGUCAUGAAAUUGAUCAGGCCGCUUGUCAAUUGUCGUUGUUGGGUUUGGCAGACCCUGCAGAAGCGGAUAGUGUUUACACAAGGAUGAUGGCGGUUGUCAGCGAUAUCAUUAACAAUGCAAUGCAAGCCGAUGAAAGGACGUCUGUCCACGUUGCUUUUUAG